Messenger RNA from Peronospora matthiolae, 1017 nucleotides. NCBI's taxonomy places the organism in Eukaryota, Oomycota, Peronosporomycetes, Peronosporales, Peronosporaceae. The record is from the annotation of a GenBank genome assembly.
AUGGAGACAAGUCGAGCCUUUCCAGCUCCAGCCGAUGACCUCGACACGGUUGGAAUCCCCGUUGCAAACGACCUCGAGCUGGUCAAGCACCGGGCGACUCCUAAACAGGCGUCAGGUGCUGCCGCCGUGUCGCAAGCGAGCCAAAGGCUGCAGGAAGAGCACUCGGAACAUGAUGACAAACGUCCGCUCGGGACGUCUGGGAACACGAAGAGAUGUGCCUAUGCACUGGCAUUCGUCAUGCUGUUCAUCACUGUUUACAGCCACCCCAUGCACCAUCGUUUCCAUGGUCGUGGUGGCAAAAAUGGCUACUACGUCUGGUGGUGUGGCUGGCUUACAGCUGUGGCUACAGGUCUCGGGGCCCUGCCGUUCUACUGGAUUCGAAACAUGGACAAGUACUGGCUGGGGAUCUGCAACGGCCUUGCAGCAGGCAUGAUGAUCGCCGCGACGGGCUGUUUGUUUUACGAAGGGUGGUAUCUACCGCAAGCCGUGGACUACGAGUUCACCAAGGUCUUUCUGGAAGACUAUGAAGAUGUAUCAGUGUGUGGAUUAACGGGUAUCGAUGCACGGAAGGCUUUGCUGAUCAUGGCGGUCAUGACUCUACACUCAGUGUCGGAAGGGAUUGGUGUCGGCGUGUCGUUCGGUGGUGAAGGAGGUAUCCGUCGUGGUCACAUUGUUACUAUGACCAUGGCGAUUCACAAUAUUCCUGAAGGUGUGGCCAUCAGUUUGUCGCUCGUGCCUCGCGGACUGAGCAUCUUUUACGCCGUGUUGUGGUGCAUCAUGUCUAGUGCUCCGCAACCAAUCUUUGCUGUACCAGCUUUCUUGUUCGUUGAGCAAUGGCUGCCUAUCCUGCCUUGCGGUUUAGGAUUUGCAGGAGGUGCCAUGGCUUACGUGGCAGUGCAGGAGUUACUGCCCGAGUCGCUCGAGGACACAAAGUCGAUUCCCACGACGGUAUCAGCCACUGCGUUUGCUUUCAUGGUGUUCUUGACCGUCCAGAUAGUACUCAGCGGCUCCAUCUAG